UACCGAGUGAGUAAUCCACAUUUUCUAAUUACAUCAAAUCCGGCUUGGACAUGACUCUAACCUUGAGAUACAUGAGCAUUAGUAACAACCACCCUAUCCAUCCAAUUUGGCUGGAAGAGUUUGAACUCUAAACUCUGAAACAGCGCACGCCAAAAAGACCUACCAGACGAUGAGUUCAUCACCGCCGCCAUCUCGUGAACUCAAAACACUCUCCGUACAUUAAAGCCCGCCUCCAUUACUACUUAUCACCAAUCACCAUUUAACCCACCCAUCCAUGGCCCUUGAUUCCACCACUCAAACCCUAACAGACUCCCCUGCUGAAGAAGACCUAUGUUCCAAACCAACAGAACCUGUAGUCGGUCCAAAUGGCUACUUAACCUGCGAUGCCAGAAUUGAGAGAGCGUGGGCCCAUUGGAAGAUGCUGGGUGAGCCUAAGCUCAUUGUAGCACCAAUGGUCGAUAAUUCGGAGCUUCCCUUUCGAUUACUGUGUCGGAAGUAUGGUGCUGAAGCUGCCUACACUCCUAUGCUUCAUUCUCGCAUCUUUAACGAGAAUGACAAGUGUCGCUCUCAGGAAUUCACUACCUGCAAGGAAGAUCGACCAUUAUUUGUUCAAUUUUGUGCCAAUGAUCCAGACACUCUACUGGAAGCAGCACGCAGGGUGGAGCCUUAUUGUGAUUACGUCGACAUUAAUUUGGGGUGCCCGCAGCGUAUUGCCAAAAGAGGAAACUACGGAGCUUUCCUAAUGGACAAACUACCUCUCGUGAAGUCGAUGGUUGAAAAAUUAGUUCAAAACCUCAACGUUCCCGUGUCUUGCAAAAUCCGACUUUUCCCAGAUUUACAAGACACUUUAAACUAUGCCAAAAUGUUAGAAGAUGCAGGCUGUUCCCUUCUUGCAGUACAUGGGCGCACACGAGACGAAAAAGAUGGAAAAAAGAUCAGGGCAAACUGGAACGCGAUACGGGCUGUUAAAAACGCUCUUCGGAUACCAGUUCUUGCAAAUGGGAACAUACGUCACAUGGAUGAUGUGAAACACUGCUUAGAAGAGACUGGUGCUGACGGUGUACUUUCAGCAGAGACCCUUUUGGAAAAUCCAGCUCUGUUUGCUGGAUUUAGGACCGUUGAUUGGGUAUCUGACGGUGAAGACGGCGUGCAGGAUGGUAAACUGGAUCAAGCUGAUCUAGUUGUUGAAUAUUUGAAGCUUUGUGAAAAGUAUCCGGUGCCAUGGAGAAUGAUUCGCGCUCAUGUUCACAAGAUGUUAGGGGAGUGGUUUAGGAUUCAUCCGCAAGUAAGAGAUGAUUUUAAUGCACAGUACAUAUUAACCUUCAAGUUCCUUUAUGAUAUGGUUAAUCGACUAAGAGAACUUGGUGUUUCGAGGCCUCUUUAUGUCAAGAACACUUGAUCUAGAGUGAUUUCAAAGCCUUAACAUGUGCGUUUUUAUGGUAUUUUUUGUAUACUAAUACAUCACGAAUUAAGAUAACUAUUUGUAGUUUUGUUUUCGAUAAACAUUUUAUCAUUAAAAAGUGUAAUUUCAAA
This is a messenger RNA of Helianthus annuus (common sunflower), 1533 nucleotides long. Its product is annotated as tRNA-dihydrouridine(16/17) synthase [NAD(P)(+)]-like. Gene Ontology annotation, molecular function: flavin adenine dinucleotide binding; tRNA dihydrouridine synthase activity. Gene Ontology annotation, biological process: tRNA processing. The transcript is spliced from 3 exons. Lineage: Eukaryota; Viridiplantae; Streptophyta; Magnoliopsida; Asterales; Asteraceae. The record is from RefSeq and is a predicted model, not a curated record. Bases 275 to 1399 code for a protein of 374 amino acids.